GCUAUAUAAGACGCUUGUAACAUAUAAUUGAUUACACUUGGCAGCAACAUUUUGUAAACAACAUGAUAUUUUACGCUCUUACAUUUAGUAUAUUGUGCGUUGCAACAUUUGUAUUAUGUGAAGCGGAAGAACUUACACUUCCUGUAACCACUUGCAAGCGGAAUUUAACUGACUAUUCGACCUGUUUAAAAGAAGCGGUAGAAGAAGCAUGGCCACGAUUUGUUGAAGGACUUCCAGAAUUCGAUUUUCCACGGUUGGAUCCAAUACUCUAUAAAGACGGCAGAAUUGUAUUUAAUAGAAGCCUGAUAUAUGCAGAAGGAAACGUGAUAAAUGCAACGGUUUUUGGUUUUGGACUUUCUCAUUUUCUGGAUGUGAGAUCGCACUUUCUGGAUGAUGUUUUCCGUUUGGAAAUGGAUAUACUAAUGCCGAAAAUAAUUAUUUACUCUUACGUUGACGGGCAGUCUAAUCUAUUUGGAAUGCGAACAAAUGGUAGAGGACAACUCAAUGUAACAUUGAACGAAAACAGAAUAACACAUGAUAUAAUAGGACACGUAGAAAAUGAUACAUGGACUGUAAAACAUCACCGAAUAAUUAUGACAGUUGAAAAAAUGAAGUGUCAUCUUAGUGGUUUCUUUGAUGACAGUAAAGAGCUUAAUGAUAUUUUAGAAGAUUUUAUAAACGAGUACUGGCCACCACUUUAUCGAGAGUUUGCGCCAGCAGUGUUUGAACUAAUAGAUCCAUUCUUAGUUAAUCUAGACAAUCGUCUUUUUUCGAAAGUUUCAUUCUCGAAAGUAUUCCCAUAAAAUCUAUACACUUGUUACAAAAUUUAAAAAAUGCCCGAUUUUAUAUAGAAUUGAAAAUAUAUUUAACAUCUAAAACAUUAAAAUUGAAAAGUUAUUAAGCAUAAA
Cataglyphis hispanica is the source of this 908-nucleotide messenger RNA. RefSeq names its product circadian clock-controlled protein daywake-like. The coding region runs from base 63 to 803 and encodes 246 amino acids. Lineage: Eukaryota; Metazoa; Arthropoda; Insecta; Hymenoptera; Formicidae. The record is from RefSeq and is a predicted model, not a curated record. The transcript is spliced from 5 exons.